Messenger RNA from Aspergillus thermomutatus, 3834 nucleotides. RefSeq lists its product as uncharacterized. The transcript has 11 exons. Gene Ontology annotation, biological process: proteolysis. Lineage: Eukaryota; Fungi; Ascomycota; Eurotiomycetes; Eurotiales; Aspergillaceae. Gene Ontology annotation, molecular function: tRNA binding; aspartic-type endopeptidase activity; oxidoreductase activity. The record is from RefSeq and is a predicted model, not a curated record. The coding region runs from base 1 to 3834 and encodes 1277 amino acids. Gene Ontology annotation, cellular component: methionyl glutamyl tRNA synthetase complex.
AUGCAUUCACUACAGUCUUUUCUCUUCCUGCUGCUCCUAGGCUAUGGUGUGCUCGCUGCACCAACGUCGCCACGAGCUCAAUCUCAGGGCAGGUCCUUCAAGGUUGAGCGGAUCAAGCGUGGAAACUCCAUUCAAGGUCCAAGUGCUCUGCGCAGAGCCUAUCGGAAAUUUGGCAUAGUUCCAACGACUUUUGGCGUCGAUCUGUCGGACUUUGAGCCUCUCAAUACGACAUCUCCCUCAAGCUCCGCUGCCAAUGUACUCGUUGCCGAUACUGAGGAGCCAGAGCAGACCGGUGCAGUCAGUGCGAAAUCUGUCCAGAGUGAUGCUGCUUUCGUCAGCCCUGUGACAAUCGGGGGGCAGAAAAUAGUGGUGAACUUUGACACGGGCUCAGCAGAUUUCUGGGUGAUGAAUACUGAGCUUCCGCAGAGUGCUCAGGUCGGCCACACUGUCUUCAAUCCUUCCAAUUCGUCCACCUUCAAGAAGAUAGAAGGAGCUACUUUUGAGAUCAAAUAUGGCGAUUCGUCUUACGCUAAUGGCGGCGUCGGAACUGAUACCGUUGACAUUGGUGGCGCAACCGUCACCAGUCAAGCGAUUGGUAUCCCGACCAGCGUGUCCGAUUCUUUCGUUGAAGAUACCUACUCGAACGGUCUCGUUGGCCUGGGAUUUUCCUCCCUUAAUACCGUCAAGCCUCAGCAGCAAAAGACGUUCUUCGACAAUAUCGCCGACAGUCUGGACGAGCCUGUGAUGACGGCGCACCUGAAGAGCGAUGGUGUCGGCGAGUACGAGUUCGGAAUCAUUGAUCAAAGCAAGUACCAAGGCGACAUGAUCAACGUGACAGUGGACUCAUCGAGCGGUUUCUGGCAGUUUCAGUCGGCUCACUACAAGGUUGGAGAUGGUUCUAUCCAGACACUUCAGAAUACUCCUACUGCGAUCGCCGACACCGGCACUUCAUUGAUGCUUCUCGAUGACACAGUGGUGAAUGCCUACUACGCCCAGGUCAAAGGCGCGCAGUAUGCCAGCAGCGCCGGCGGUUACAUCUAUCCCUGUGGUACUGAGCUGCCUAACCUCGCGGUUGCUGUCGGCGCAAAGCACUUGGCAACGGUACCUGGCACGUACCUGGAUUUUGCGGAGGUUGGCAUUAACAAAACGACGGGUCAAACUGUAUGUUUCGGUGGUGUCCAAUCCAACCAGGGCACUUCGAUGCAGAUUCUUGGUGAUGUCUUCCUGAAGGCCUUCUUCGUUGUCUUCGACAUGCGAGGCCCAUCUAUUGGACUUGCGUCGCCCAAUCAAUUAUUCAAGGAUCCCAUCACACUAGGGAUCUGGGUCUUAGUCAAGUUGAAUUUCCUCAAGGUUUCCGUGAGUCUGACGGGGGCCGCCAGAACAACAGCCCCGCGGAUCAGUCAACCCUCUUUAUUAUUACUACGCCUGAGGCCGACUUCUGCUGCCCCUCUUCUUCGCUUCACCACCUCGCCUCUGUCCUCCUUCGCCAGUCGCCCAUUCGCAAAUAUGGCUAUCAACUCUGCGCCCGAGUCUUCUCUCCUCUCCCUCCUCUACCGCUCGUACCCCACUGCAGUUUCUCCCGACGCUACAGAGCUUGAUCUUCCCCAUGCCUCGCCCAAGAUCUUCCCUCUGACGACUUUCUCCGUUGAGGAGCAGGCUUCGGUCAAGCAAUGGCUAGACACCAUCUCUGGUCUGCAGAGUGCUUUAAGCAAAGACGAGAAGUCCGUGGUUACGACCAUCCUCCGACAGCUGAACAGCCACCUGGCCGCGCGCACAACUUUGCUGGGAACCAAGCCGUCCGUUGCUGAUAUCGCCACAUACGCUCUGCUCGCUCCCGUCGUUGAGAAAUGGACACCCGAAGAACGCACGGGCGAGCAAGGAUACCAUCACAUCGUGCGUCAUAUCGACUUUGUGCAAAAUAGCCGCCUGUUCGCCCUCCAGAUUCCCGACGAGGAGAAGAUCAGCAUCGACGUGAACGACGUGCGGUUCGUUCCCAAGCCCGUGGACCCCAAGGAAGAGAAAGAGCGCAAGAAGAGGGAGAAGGCUGCGGCCCAGAACCCGGAUGCUGGCAAGCCUCUCGUCGUCGGACAGGGCAAGCCCGAGAAGGCGGCCAAUGGCGGUGAGGUCGAUCAGGCCGCUGCCCCCGCCGCUGGCGCGCCGCCCAAGGUCAACAAGAAAGAGAAGAAGGAAAAGAAGGAGAAGGCGCCCAAGCCUGCUCCCGCGCCCGCUGCUCCCCCCUCUCCAUCGCUCAUCGACCUCCGCGUUGGUCACAUCCUCCGUGCCAUCAACCACCCCAACGCGGACUCCCUCUACGUUUCUACCAUCGACUGCGGCGAUGCUCCCGGCACCGAGAACACUUCCCUGGAUGAGGCGACCGGCAAGACCGUUCGCACCGUAUGCUCGGGUCUGAAUGGCCUCGUUCCCCUGGAGGAGAUGCAGAACAGGAAGAUCGUUGCCGUCUGCAACCUGAAGCCAGUAACUAUGCGUGGUAUCAAGUCUACAGCCAUGGUUCUGGCAGCAUCGCCCCGCGUUGCCGAAGGCGAGGACUCGCACGCUGGACCCGUCGAGCUGGUCAACCCUCCCGCCGACGCGCCUGCCGGUACCCGCAUCGGCUUCGAGGGUUGGUUUGACGGCGAGCCCGAGAAGGUGCUCAACCCCAAGAAGAAGGUCUGGGAGACCUUCCAGCCUGGAUUCACCACCACGGACAGCCUGGAGGUUGCGUUCGAUAUAAGCGCGGUUCCCGCCGUGCAGGGCCAGGAGGGCAAGCCGGCCCUGGGCAAAUUGGUCGCUAAAACCGGAGGUGUCUGUACAGUCAAGUCUCUGAAGGGAGCUACUGUUCGAAAAGCUCAAGGUCUCCAGUUGACAAUGAGAGCUGUGCGGUUCCAUGGCCGCGGCGAUAUCCGCGUCGACGAGAUCGAUGAGCCCGUCUGCGACGAGGGUCAGGUCAAGAUUCGACCUGCCUUCGUAGGGAUCUGCGGAAGCGAUCUACACGAGUACCUCGCAGGUCCCAUCACAAUUCCCUCAACACCGCAUCCAAUCACGGGUGGGACCGUCCCCGUCACCCUGGGCCAUGAAUUCAGCGGUGUGGUAGUGGAGGUUGGCGCCAGCGUUUCGCGACUCAAACGGGUUGGCGGAACUGUUGUCGGAAUUUGGGAUUUAUCGGGUAUAGCAGUGAGCGACGCAGGAGGUUUGUCGGAUCAUGUUGUUGUAGGUGAGAAGCAUGGGAUUCUGUUGCCGGAGGGUUUCCCUCUUGAUCUUGGGGCCCUCGUUGAACCCCUUACCGUGGCCUGGCAUGCAGUCAGUCGCGCCUCCGUCCGGCCCGACGACACCGUCCUCGUGGUAGGGGGCGGGCCGAUCGGUCUCGCUGUCGUUCAGGUCCUGAAAGCCCGCGGAAUCAAGUCCGUCAUAGUCUCCGAAAUAUCCUCCCGGCGCAAGAAGUUUGCGAGAAAACUAGGUGCGAGUGAGGUCAUUGAUCCGCGGACGGAUGAUCUUGUGGCUUCAGUCCGUGCAAUGACAGCAGGGGCAGGGGCAGACAUCGCUUUUGAGUGCUCCGGCGUGCAGGUGGGGUUGGACACGGCUGUUCAGGCAAUUCGGGCGAGGGGAACGGUGACCAUAGUAUCGCUAUGGGAGGAGAAGCCGAGGAUCGAUGCGUUUGAUAUCGUUCUAUACGAGAAACAUGUCAUUGGCGCUGUGAUCUGUGACGACGGAAGGCUCUCCCCUCGAGCGAUGAUCACCAGCAAGAUCCAGAUGGAAGACGUGGUGGAGAAGGGGUUCAAGGCUCUGAUUGACGAGCGGGACAAGCAUGUCAAGAUCUUAGUUGAGGUGUCUGCAUGA